AAAUUAUUGUAUAUACGGUACUAGCGUAGUAAUUUUAUAAGUUUAAGUCACUAGGUAUAAGACACGUGACUAAUUUUAUAGCGGGAAAUUUUUUCCCUGAUAUUAUCACUUUCUAGCCCGCCGCAGACAGGGCAACAUUCAAGUAUGGACACCGGAAUAUCUAGUUCAAUUAAAGACGCCAUUUCGCAUGAAGUGAGGAAUGCCGUUUCUAACCUUCAACAAGACAUAUUGAAUAGCAUUUCUUCUAUCAUGGAUUCCAGAUUAUCGUCUUUCCAAUCCAACAUAAGACAAUCUCAACAGGACAUUUCACAGUCUCAAAUGUACAAAAUCGAGCAGACCGUUACCGACAAUUACUCAUUCAAGAGAAAAGGCAAUGAGAACCAGUUUAAACAUGAAUGCAGGGUACUUUCCAAGCUGAAAGAAGCAGACGUGAACUUAGAAGGGCCAGAUUUGAGCGUCGAUUCCGUACAAACAGCUAAAGCAAAGAUAGUAGAAGGUAUGGAAUUAGUUAAAGAAAGACAAAAACUGGCAGAUUCCUCGGAACUGGGUUGGAAGGUUGUGAGUGAAUAUGUGACAAAUCCUAUCGCCGACGAUUCGGAAGAUGAGAAGAAAAUAAUCAGGGCACAAAACAGAGCAGAAAGAAAACAGAAAGCAGAGAAAUCUAAGAAAAUUGUCCCAAGAAAAGCACCAUUCACAAGAGAGAAGACAGAGAAUAUCAACCCUUCUUGGAAACCUGGCAGGUGCUUCAACUGUGGAUUGAGAGGCCAUUGGACGGACAAUUGUCCGGAUAAGAAGAAGAUAAGUACUUUUAAAACUUUAUUUAAUUUGCCAAUCUUGACUAAUAGUAUUUGUUCAAAUUUAAAUGAUACUGAACAUAGUUCAAUAGAAACUGAUGGUCACAUGACAGUUUAUUGCAAUAAUAAGGUCAGUUUUAAAUCGCCGUUAAAUGUCACGGUUGGUCAGCCUUCAGGUAUUUUCUCACCUGUUGGUCAGUUAAAAUCUAAAUUACCUGAAUGGAAAUCAAUUACAAGCAAUACACAUAUUUUGGAUGUUAUCGAAAACGGAUACAAGAUACCUUUCAAGACAGAACCAAAAUCAGAAUUGUUGAAGAAUAACAGAUCUUCACUUGAUAAUCCAAAAUUUGUUAAAGAUGAAAUAAGAAAAUUAAUAGAGAAAAAAUAUAUUUCAGAAGUAAAAGAAAGACCGUUUGUUGUAAACCCUCUUACAGUUGCUUACAAUAAGAACAAACCUAGGCUGGUUUUAGAUUGUCGGCAUUUGAACCCACAUCUAUUUAAAUUUAGAUUUAAGUACGAAGAUACAGAAAACGCACGAGACCUUUUUAAAAAGGGUGAUUUUCUAUUUAGCUAUGAUUUGAAAUCGGCAUAUCACCAUAUUGAGAUCACAGAAAUACACAGGUCUUUUCUUGGUUUUGCAUUUGUUUUCGACGGCAUUAUGCGUUAUUUUGUGUUUAAUGUAUUGCCAUUUGGUAUUGCAACAGCCGGGUAUAUAUUUACCAAAGUGCUAAGAGAAGUGGUCAAACACAUGAGGGCAGAAGGUAAACGUGUCAUCAUGUUUUUAGAUGACGGUCUCGGAGGGGACAAUGAUUUUGAAAAUUGUAUGAAUAGUAGUUUUGAAGUUAAGAAUACACUCGAAAGAUUAGGAUUUUUAAUAGCUCAUGAAAAAUGUCAUUGGUUACCUAGUCAGAGUAUGGAUUGGUUAGGUUACACAUGGGAUACCAUAAUAGGUAGAGUUUUUAUUAAGGAAAAAAGGAUUGAGAAAGCCGAAAAUAGUAUUCGCAUAUUAUGCAGAGAAGCUACAAACGGUAGAUUGUUAUUCAGUGCUAGAUUUUUAGCCAGUAUUUUGGGUCAAAUCAUUUCCAUGAUGAUUGUUAUUGGUGACAAGGUGAGAUUGCACACCAGAUACUUGUAUGAUUGUAUCAUGGGACGAGCAAGUUGGGAUGCUCCUGUAAAGAUGAACCCAGAUGCUCUUACAGAAAUUUUAUUCUGGGAAAGCUCGCUCAGAAAAUUAAAUGAGCAGGGUGUUGACCUUUGCAGAGUUGAUCAUGAUUUUGUGUCAGAUUUUGACAUUUUUUGUGACGCCUCAGAUGUAGGCUUCGGUGGUUAUUUAUCCACUCAGUUUAGCGUUGUUACUUGUGUCGACAACAGUGAAAUGUCAGGUAAUUGGACAAGUGAUGAAAAGUUGGAAAGUUCAACAUGGCGCGAAUUAGAAUGCGCAAGAAGAGUAUUAUGUACUUAUGAAAGUAAAUUUAGUUUAGAUAACAAGUCGGUUAGCAUUAAUUCGGACAAUAAAAACGUUCCACACAUACUAAAGGUCGGCAGUAAGAAAAGCAUACUGCAAAACAUAGCAGUAGAUAUUCACAAUAUUUGUUCAGAAAAGAACAUUACUUUAAACUCUAAAUGGCUACCAAGGGCAGACAAUCAAUAUGCAGACAAAUUGAGCAGAAACACUGAUAACGAUGAUUGGGGUAUUCAUGGCGAAUUGUUUAAUUAUUUCAAUGGUACAUGGGGACCAUAUAACAUUGACAGGUUCGCUACACAUUAUAAUACACAAUGCACACGUUUCAACUCAAAGCAUUGGUGUCCAGGUUCAGAAGGCAUAGACGCAUUCUCUCAAAAUUGGGAUAAAGACACAAAUUGGUUAGUUCCACCACCAUCUCUUGUUCCUAUGGUUUUACAAACAAUUCAGCAUGACAAGCUGCAUGUACCUUAG
Mytilus trossulus (common blue mussel) is the source of this 2730-nucleotide messenger RNA. RefSeq lists its product as uncharacterized. The transcript has a single exon. The coding region runs from base 145 to 2730 and encodes 861 amino acids. Gene Ontology annotation, molecular function: nucleic acid binding; zinc ion binding. The record is from RefSeq and is a predicted model, not a curated record. Lineage: Eukaryota; Metazoa; Mollusca; Bivalvia; Mytilida; Mytilidae.